Molecule: messenger RNA, 5081 nt
Organism: Lynx canadensis (Canada lynx)
Lineage: Eukaryota; Metazoa; Chordata; Mammalia; Carnivora; Felidae
Gene: WNK4
Product: WNK lysine deficient protein kinase 4
Biological process (GO): renal sodium ion absorption; positive regulation of sodium ion transmembrane transporter activity; intracellular signal transduction
Cellular component (GO): cytoplasm; cytosol
Molecular function (GO): chloride channel inhibitor activity; protein serine/threonine kinase activity; ATP binding
Source: RefSeq, a predicted model, not a curated record
AGGAGGCCUAUGGCCUUUGUAAAUGAAAAGGUGCCCCCGUGCUGGCAGGCUCCAGGGGGCCUGUGGUUUUACAUCUGCUGGGUGGGCUGUGUGGGGGAGUGCUGAUGGAACACAGCUUAGGGACAGACUGCUUUCUGAAUUGGAGUAACUUCAUGGCUUCCCCUUCUCCCCCAUGAAAGUCCUGAACUGCUCUGAAGCCCCUCCCUCCAUCCCACUGGUCCGGGGUGGGGUAGUUGAGGCCAAGGGGAGCUGAAGGGGUGUAACCGGAUAUGGACUUUGGUUAUUGGGAACUUGGGCAAACAGAAGGAGGAGGAAGGAGAGCCCACAGAGCAAAAACAGCUACUGUGGCCAGGGCUAGGCUGCGGCCAAGGUAGGAAGGCGGAGGGGAUGGGUGACCGGGUCCUUGGCUUGGGGGAGGGACUUGUCCUGGGGUGCACACACCCAUCCCUGUGCAGCCCAGAGGGUCAGCGGCUUGGGAGAAAACCAGACCUUUCCAUUGACCUCUGAUUGUCGGCCUGGGGCUACUCCGGACGAACAGGAGGGGGUGCGCUACCUUAUCGGGGGCGUGCAGGCGGGUGGUAACCUUCCCUUAACCACCCCUCUCUCCCCCCACGAUUCUAGGGCCGGAGGUGCCGCCGUCACGUUUCCUCUCCCAACCCCAGCAUCGUGCCUCCCCAGCUACCCCGCCCCCCGACAGUUUUGCUCACUCUUAGUUGCUGGAGGACAGCACGGCCGCCUCGCACCCCGGUCGACUUCGGAAUGAGCCUCCGGGCGGUGUAACCGGGAGGCGAGGGAGAGGAGUGCCUGCGGCCGUGGGCGGGGCUGCCGGGUGAGGGGCUGCGCACCCGAUUCCGCGCGGCUGGCCGCUCCGAGGGGGCCGCCCUGGGGGAUUAAGCGGGGGCCGGGGGCGGGGCUGCAGGACGGUCGAGCCGGACUGGGGCCCCCUGUAGUCAUCCCGAGCGCUGCGCACCCAGCAGUCCGCCUGUCAGACCGCCCUCCUCUCCAGCCGCCCGGCUUGCUGCCCUGCGGCGCCGGCCCUUCCUCAUGCUGGCACCCCCGGCCUCCGAGACUGCGGUCCCCAUGUCCCAGGCGGAGGCCGACCUGGCCCUGCGGCCCCCGCCGCCUCUCGCUGCCGCGGGGCCGCCCCGCCUCGGCCCCUCCUCGCCGGCGCGCCGCUUCUCCGGGAAGGCUGAGACCCGGCCGCGCUCUUCCCGUCUCAGCCGCCGCAGCUCAGUCGACUUGGGGCUGCUGAGCUCUUGGUCCCGGCCAGCCUCACCCGCUCCGGAGCCCCCUGAGCCUCCGGACUCCGCUGAACCCGACCCCGCGAAAAGCCCACCGCCUAGCUGCCCAGAACCCCCCGAGGGCACGUGGACCGGGGGAGCCUCCGCGAAGGCUGCAGACUCAGCGCGUCCAGAGCUAGCAGUCUCGGCAGGAGGCCCGGGGUCCCGGGAACCGCCGAGGGUCCCCGAAGCCGCGGCUCGGGAGCGGCAGAGGGAGCAGGAGGAAAAGGAAGACACGGAGACCCAGGCAGUGGCAACGUCCCCGGACGGCCGAUACCUCAAGUUUGACAUCGAGAUCGGACGUGGCUCGUUCAAGACGGUGUAUCGAGGGCUGGACACCGACACCACGGUGGAGGUGGCCUGGUGUGAGCUGCAGACUCGGAAACUCUCUCGAACGGAGCGGCAGCGAUUCUCUGAGGAAGUGGAGAUGCUCAAGGGGCUGCAACAUCCCAACAUCGUCCGCUUCUACGAUUCGUGGAAGUCGGUGCUGAAGGGCCAGGUUUGCAUCGUACUGGUCACCGAACUCAUGACCUCCGGCACGCUCAAGACAUACCUGAGGCGGUUCCGUGAGAUGAAGCCCAGAGUUCUUCAGCGCUGGAGCCGCCAGAUCCUUCGGGGGCUUCAUUUCCUACACACCCGGGUACCCCCCAUUCUGCACCGGGAUCUCAAGUGCGACAACGUCUUUAUCACUGGCCCUUCAGGGUCGGUCAAGAUCGGGGACCUGGGCCUGGCCACGCUCAAGCGCGCCUCCUUUGCCAAGAGCGUGAUAGGGACCCCGGAGUUCAUGGCCCCGGAGAUGUACGAGGAAAAGUACGAUGAGGCGGUGGACGUGUACGCGUUUGGCAUGUGCAUGCUGGAGAUGGCUACCUCAGAGUACCCUUACUCCGAGUGCCAGAAUGCCGCACAAAUCUACCGCAAAGUCACUUCGGGCACAAAGCCGAACAGCUUCUAUAAGGUGAAGAUGCCUGAGGUGAAGGAGAUCAUUGAAGGCUGCAUCCGCACAGAUAAGAACGAGAGGUUCACCAUCCAGGACCUCCUGGCUCACGCCUUCUUCCGCGAGGAGCGCGGCGUGCACGUGGAGCUGGCGGAGGAGGACGACGGCGAGAAGCCCGGCCUCAAGCUCUGGCUGCGCAUGGAGGACGCGCGGCGCGGGGGGCGCCCGCGGGACAACCAGGCCAUAGAGUUCCUGUUCCAACUGGGCCGGGACGCGGCAGAGGAGGUGGCGCAGGAGAUGGUGGCCCUGGGUCUAGUCUGUGAAGCUGACUACCAGCCAGUGGCCCGCGCAGUACGUGAACGAGUUGCUGCCAUCCAGCGGAAGCGUGAGAAGCUGCGCAAAGCUAGGGAGUUGGAAGCCCUCCCCCCUGCACCAGGACCCCCACCAGCAGCUGUCCCCAAGACUCCUGGUCCCCCCAGUGUCUUCCCCCCUGAGCCUGAGGAGCCAGAGGCAGACCAGCACCAGUCUUUCCUCUUCCGCCAUGCCAGCUACUCAUCUACCACCUCGGAUUGCGAGACUGAUGGCUACCUCAGCUCCUCCGGCUUCCUGGAUGCCUCAGACCCUGCCUUUCAGCCCCCUGGGGGGGUGCCAUCCAGCCCCGCUGAGUCCCAUCUCUGCCUGCCCUCGGCUUUUGCCCUGUCCAUUCCACGUUCUGGCCCUGGCAGUGACUUUUCCCCAGGAGACAGCUAUGCCUCAGAUGCAGCAUCAGGUCUUAGUGAUGUGGGUGAAGGGAUGGGACGCAUGAGGAGACCCCCAGGGAGAAAUCUCCGGCGUAGACCCCGAUCCCGGCUUCGGGUCACUAGUGUCUCAGACCAGAAUGACAGAGUGGUUGAGUGCCAGCUACAGACGCACAACAGCAAGAUGGUGACCUUCCGAUUUGAUCUGGAUGGCGACAGCCCGGAAGAGAUUGCGGCUGCCAUGGUGUAUAAUGAGUUCAUUCUGCCCUCGGAGCGAGCCGGAUUCCUGAGCCGCAUUCGGGAGAUCAUCCAGCGAGUGGAGACCCUGUUGAAGAGAGAUACUGGCCCUGUGGAGGCUGCUGAGGACCCCCUGGGCCCCCAGGUGGAGCCAGCACCAUUGCCUGCCCUCUCUGACCCCCUCCCAGACCCAUCCCGUGCAGAGCUCCAGAGCAGCACCUCCCUGGAGCAGAGUUGCUGGGCAGCCUUCUCCACCUCGCCGUCUUCUCCUGGAACCCCCUUGUCUCCUGGAAACCUGUUUUCCCCCGGAACUCCUGUCUCCCCAAGUCCCAUUUUCCCCAUCACUUCUCCCCCAUGUUGCCCCAGUCCUGUCCCAUUCUCCCAAGUCUCUUCAAAUCUCUCUCCACAGACCCUCGGCUCCCCACUGGCAUUCUCCCCCAGUGCUGCCCAGCUCCCUGGCCCUCCCUCUCAGUCUCCGCCGAGUUGCCUUCUCCCUUCUCCACCUGCCUUCUCUCCCAGUUGUUCUCAGGUCACCAUUACUCCUCCUUCCUUUCCCCACUGCCCCUCUGCUUCCUCCCUUCCCUCCACCACAGCAGCCCCUCUCCUCUCUCUGGCUAGUGCCUUCUCACUGGCUGUGAUGACCGUGGCCCAGUCCCUGCUGUCUCCCUCACCUGGGCUCCUGUCCCAGGCUCCUCCAGCCACUCCUGCUCCCCUCCCUAGCUUGCCCCUGCCCCCUCCCCCUGCUCCUUGUGGCCAGGAUAGGCCUUCACCCCCAACAGCUGAGACCGAGAGUGAGGUCCCACCGAAUCCUGCUCGGCCACUCCUGGGCGAAGCCAGACUAGCGCCCAUCUCUGAAGAGGGAAAGCCACAGCUUGUGGGGCGUUUCCAAGUGACUUCAUCCAAGGAACCAGCUGAGCCUCUACCCCUGCAACCAACAUUCCCAACUGUCUCCAGUUCCCUGAAGCCUCCAACCCCUCAGCUGACCUCGGAGAGCUCAGACACAGAGGAUAGUGCUGGAGGCGGGCCAGAGGCCAGGGAGGCUCUAGCCGAAAGUGACCGUGCAGCUGAAGGCCUAGUGGCUGGAGCUGAGGAGGAAGGGGACGAUGGGAAGGAAACCCGAGGUGGGGGCAGCCCCCCACCCCAGAGCCAUCCCAGCCCAGUGUGGAUGAACUACUCCUACAGCAGCCUGUGUCUGAGCAGUGAGGAGUCAGAGAGCAGCGGGGAGGAUGAGGAAUUCUGGGCUCAGCUUCAGAGUCUUCGGCAGAAGCACUUGUCGGAGGUGGAGGCACUACAGACACUACAGAAAAAGGAAAUUGAGGACUUGUACAGCCGGCUUGGGAAGCAGCCCCCGCCGGGUAUCGUGGCCCCAGCUGCUAUGCUGUCCAGCCGCCAGCGCCGCCUCUCCAAGGGCAGUUUCCCCACCUCCCGCCGCAACAGCCUGCAACGCUCUGAGCCCCCGGGCCCUGGCAUCAUGCGAAGGAACUCCCUGAGUGGCAGCAGCACCGGCUCCCAGGAGCAGCGGGCAAGCAAGGGGGUGACAUUCGCCGGGGAUGUUGGCAGGAUGGGCCCAUGAUGGAGUUCGUGCUCUCAGAAUCUGCUGACCAACACAGCUCCGCAAGAAGACCCCAGUACUGAGGAAGUAGAAGGCCAAAGGGGCAUGGAGAGUGCUGCUCCAUUAGAGGGAAGAGCCAAACACAGGGAAUGAUUUACUGUGUAGAAGGUGUCAAUUCUGCAGCCUACCAUCCUCAUUCCUCCACCUCCCCAGCCAAAGGUCAACCACUAAGCAAUUCCACUCAAGCCCUAAUGCUUCUAGAGAGCACACUCCCAGCUGAACAAGUGUAGGGCGUGUACUCACAUAGAAUUGGCAACAAUUAAAAUGGCGAAAACUAGGAA